Crotalus tigris (Tiger rattlesnake) is the source of this 2515-nucleotide messenger RNA. RefSeq names its product chromosome unknown C14orf39 homolog (gene CUNH14orf39). NCBI's taxonomy places the organism in Eukaryota, Metazoa, Chordata, Lepidosauria, Squamata, Viperidae. The record is from RefSeq and is a predicted model, not a curated record. The transcript has 19 exons. Gene Ontology annotation, biological process: meiotic DNA double-strand break processing involved in reciprocal meiotic recombination; oogenesis; homologous chromosome pairing at meiosis. Gene Ontology annotation, cellular component: central element. The coding region runs from base 491 to 2176 and encodes 561 amino acids.
GUUACUGAAUUUUAUUGGACAAAAUCAAAGGCCCAGCAGCCAAUCACAGAACUGUUGCUAUAUCAUACCCUGAGAACCCAUGACUGCUCUCUUCAAAAGCUAAGAAGCCUUCAGUAUUGAAGUGAGGGGAAAAAUUUGCUUCUGCUGCCCAAAAUAUAUGGAUUUCUUUCUGAUUGCAGCCCUCGGUGUUUCCAAUACUUCUUUCUUAAAUACUUGCUUUCCCAGCUACAGUUAAAACCGUCAGGGGAGAGGAAGAGGCUGGAGAAAAGCUGCUGAGGGGUCUGGCUGAGGAAAAUGGCAAAUAAAAGCUUGAACAAGCUUGCAUUUGUGGACGUGUGAUAGAUGAAACCAUUUUAAAGCUGCAAAAUUGCUUCACAUGCCAGCUGUUUUUAUUCUGGUUGCAAAAUGGCUGACACUCUCUUAAGCAAUCUGGACAAACUGCUGCUACAACUUGUUUUUCAGCUUGAACAAGCAUCUUACUCAAAGGAAUAUGAAAGACAACAGAUACAGCAGAUACUUCAUCAUUUCACAAAAUACCGUAUAUACUGCAAACAUUUUGAGGGAAAAGAGUGAAAUCUGCCACCUACAUGAAGAAAUAAAUAAAAGUGAGGAAGCAAUUCUUAGCUUAUGCAGACAAAAUAAUACUAAUAAAGAGAACUGUAACAUCUGGAAACCAACAUAUGUGAUUUUGAAAAAACAUGAAGAAUCUUUACAGAAAGAACUUCAGAAUUACCAAGAAGCAACAGAAAAAGACAAAAAACUGUACCAGGAUUCUAUGAAUCAAUAUCAAGAAGUUUUCAGGCAGCACCAAGCAAAAUAUUUAGAGACUACAAUUGCCCGAGAAUAUUAUCGUGAAAAAAAAGAAUAUGAAGAAAUUCAAGAUCAAGUUCAACAAAAUUCCAAAUUACUUAAGCAGAAAGAAGCUGAAUUGAUAGAUCUUCACAAACCUGGUCCUUUCCAGUCACUUUCUUCAUGGGCAACACAUAUUGCUUCUCUGCAGCAGAACACAAAGGAAACUCUUACUCAUGCAGCAGUUCUCAAGCAGCAAUCAGUUGAACUUGUCAGAACUGCAAAAGAGCUAGAAAAGAAAAUGAACUACUUCAAAGAGCAUUUAGGCAAUGUUACCAAAGAUCAAAAGCAUACUGAACAGAUGGAAGAGGAUUCUAAUGUGAUAGAGGAAAGAGCAAAAAAUCAAGAAAGAAAGAAGGACUUUGAUGAAAGCUUGUUCAAAGAGAGUCAACAUUUAUUGAAUGAGAAAGAACACACAUUUAAACCACUUAAUCUACCUAGUAUUUUUCAGAAAUUAGUUCAAAGUGUGCCAACUGUGAAACCACUAUUUCAGAUCACAGACAGAGGUGCAGAAAAGAAAGAGGACCUGGCAGGACAUUCCAUAGUGACUAGUAUGUAUUUCAACCAUGUAGAAAAUGAAAAUCAGAAAUGUGAUAAUUCAGAAACCAAGAUUGUAGAAACAGAUUCAUCUAUAACAAAUGAUCCCAAAGAAAUAUCAAAUAGAUUAUUAGCUAAUCACAAGAACACACUUACUAAACAGUGCUUUAACACUGAAAAUACAAAAGGAAAAAAGACUGACUACAAACAAAAGGAAAACAAAUCAAUGGAUUCUGAAGUUAUAUCUCAAGAUAGGCAGACAGAAAUUUAUACUAAACCUACUGGAUGUUAUUCUUCAACAAGAGAUGAAGAUACUGCAGCAACUCCACGGCUAAUAACUCCAGAGCCUAACAUACUUCCAAAGACACCUGACUCUGGUGGGAUGAGAACUCCAUUUGAACUAUUUCCACCAGAAAGUGAAGGAUUACUGGCCAAGUCACCUGCUUUUUCUUUUCUUGCUGGAUUUACUUCAAAGACACAGUCACCUGCAUUUAAUUUUUUUGAUUUUUCUGCAUUUGGAACUGAGAGUUCAUUAGAUCAGUCAGGUGAAAGCUGCUCUACUGGAAAUAUAAAUCCAAUUUCUCCACACAAAGAUAUUGGAGAUUUCUUUGGAAAAAUGGAUAAUGAAGACUCAUUUACAUUUGCAUUUCCAACACUUCCUUCUGCUCAGGUUUUUCAAGAUGGUAAAGAAGAUUUUAAUUUUCCCUUUGCUUUUGGAUCUUCUGAGCAAUCCACUCUAAAAGGUUUUCAAUCUGCCUCAGAAAACAGAAAGCCAUUUUCACUUUUCUGAAUGUAUCCUUAAUUGCGUUGUAAUAUUCUACAUAAAACAAGAAAAAAAUAAUGGAAAAAAGUGAAUAUAAAUAUUUUUAGCCAUGUUGACAUGUUUUCAUUCAAUUCUUUUUCAGUUUAUAAACAGCUCUUAUUUAAAAGGUUAAAGGCAUCUAUUCUAUUUGUUUAAGUGUGUAAUGUGUUUUAUUGUGGGGCAUACAGGGUAAGCUUUUAAAUUUGCACAUUAGCCUUUUCAACAGGUUUGCUGAUGUUGAUAAAAGAAUGAGCUGUUUGUUUCUAUAAUGACACUAGAAAUAUAAAAGCAGUUUGUUAAAGUUUUUAUAGUUAAUAAUGGCAAAAU